Messenger RNA from Cyphellophora attinorum, 777 nucleotides. RefSeq lists its product as uncharacterized. The record is from RefSeq and is a predicted model, not a curated record. The transcript has a single exon. NCBI's taxonomy places the organism in Eukaryota, Fungi, Ascomycota, Eurotiomycetes, Chaetothyriales, Cyphellophoraceae. The coding region runs from base 1 to 777 and encodes 258 amino acids. Gene Ontology annotation, molecular function: oxidoreductase activity, acting on the CH-OH group of donors, NAD or NADP as acceptor.
AUGAGCAACGUGCUGGUAGUCGGCGGGACAAGAGGCCUCGGCGCAGCCCUCGUCCAUCGUUACGCCAAGCAGAAGAACACCACUGUCUACGUAACGUCCCGAAAAGAGGCUCCAAAGGACUUCCCUUCAAACGUCAAGUGGAUCACCGGCGUUGAUCUCACACAGCCUACAUGCGCGAAAACGAUUGUGUCACAGCUCUCGGGCGUGGAACUGUCUCUGGUGUACAUAACGGCUGGCAUCUUCAAGCUUGAGUCAUUCGAGAAGCCAGACUGGGAUACAGAAGUCGCAACAUAUCUGACAUCCGCUAUCGCGCCCACAUUCAUCAUAUCGGCCCUCUGCAACAACGGGAACCUGAUCAAAAAGGCCGACCCUCCAACGAAGAUCAUACUCCUCUCCAGCGAAGCUGGCUCGUUAGCCCUGCAGCAAGCCGGCGGUGGAGGCAACUAUGCACACCAUGCCUCGAAGUCCGCCCUCAACAUGGUCGGCACUCAGCUUCGCUACGACCUUGAGCCUCAUGGAAUCGCGAUCGGCAUGGUGCAUCCGAGCUUCAUGCGAACGGAGAUGACGAAGGGCGUAGGCUUCGAUGUGGCAUGGGAUGAGAAUGAUGCUUUGACCCCAGAGCAGGCAGCGGACCUGGUGAGUUCGUGGACGGAUGAUGAAUUCGGGAUGGACAAGACCGGUCAGUUCUGGGCGCCGCGUGGGACUCGGGACAUAGGCAGCUGGAAGGAUGUCACGGGUAAGGACCACAUCAAGGGCGCCGUACAGCUGCCGUGGUGA